Messenger RNA from Pristis pectinata (smalltooth sawfish), 6624 nucleotides. RefSeq names its product DENN domain-containing protein 4B-like. Gene Ontology annotation, biological process: regulation of Rab protein signal transduction. The record is from RefSeq and is a predicted model, not a curated record. Gene Ontology annotation, cellular component: cytoplasmic vesicle. Lineage: Eukaryota; Metazoa; Chordata; Chondrichthyes; Rhinopristiformes; Pristidae. The transcript has 28 exons. Gene Ontology annotation, molecular function: protein binding. The coding region runs from base 279 to 4748 and encodes 1489 amino acids.
UGGGCGGUGGGGGGGGGUGGAACCAGGAGCAAGGGUGGCUCGAUGAGAAGCGGCUGCCUGAUGUGUCGUGACACGUCCGUGGCUGUUGUCGGCGAGAGGGGAAGCUGAGCGUUCAGUUUGUUGCUCGAGGCUGGACGGCUGCUAUGGUUGUGGUGCAGGCCUAUUGGACAAAAUCGACUAAUGUGUGUCUGUAAAACCGGAGGCCUGUUCAUUCCUGGGGGAAGACCUGUGCUGUCAGUGAAGUCCCUUCUCCCUCCAGAGAUGUUGCUGAUGUAGCCAUGGCGGAGGAGAAUGCCCCACAGCUGGCAGACUACUUUGUGGUGGCGGGCCUGACGGAAGGCUCGAAGCCACUGGAGGAGGGAGGCCACCGGCUGGCCCGGCCGCUGGAGCCCAUCUCCGACGUGGCCAUCGUCAUCCGCUCGCUGGGCGAGGAGGUGCCCGAGGGCUUCACCUGCAUCGAGACCACCCCCAGCGGCCAGUCCGCCGACCUGAGCUGUGGCCUCCUCACCCCCUCCCACAUGUACCUGUGCUACAAGCGGGGACGAUGCAAGGCACCCCUCAUCGACCUCGGGGUCCUCUGCGAGGGCAAGGAGAGGCUGAAGGCCGGAUGCAGCACCAUCGAGACCACCCCCUACAGCCGGCCCGCCCACAUAAGCGGCGGGGGGGCGAGUCUCCAGCCCCGCACCUUCAUCACCUUCCGCCGGGCCACCGACUGCCAGUCCCACACCAGCCUGGCCGUCACCGACAUCUGCCUCAUCGUGCCCAGCAAGGGCGAGGUGCCCCCACACACCUUCUGCAAGGUGGACAGGAACCUCAACACCGGCAUGUGGGGCCCUGGGAUCUACCUGUGCUACAAGAAGUCCAUGGCCAAGGGCACAGCUCUGACCUACGAAGCAGGACUGAUCAGCAGGUACCCAGAGACUGACAGUGAGUCCUUCCCUCUGCCGCAGACCGUGCCCGUCUUCUGCCUGCCCAUGGGGGCCGCCAUCGAGAGCUGGCCCGCCCAGCCCAAGUACCAGCUCCCCGUCUUCUCCACGUUCGUGCUGACAGCUGCCACCGGAGUCAAGGUGUACGGCGCCGCCAUCCAGUUCUACGAGUCAUACGCACUGGAGAAGCUGUCGGACAAGCAGCGCCUCAGCCUGGGGCUCCUGAGCGUCAUUGACCGGCGCCCCAUCCUCACCAAGUCCGUCCAGACCAAGAAGAGCAUCUGCGUCCUGUCCCACUGGCCCUUCUUCGACGUGUUCCAGAAGUUCCUCACCUUUGUGUAUCGCUACUCCAUCUCCGGGCCGCACGUCCUGCCCAUCGAGAAGCACAUCUCGAACUUCCUGCACAACGUUCCCUUCCCUUCACCGCAGCGACCCCGCAUCCUUGUCCAGCUCUCCCCCUACGACAACCUGCUGAUCUGCCAGCCAGUGACCUCGCCCCUGCACCUCAGCGGGGCCAGUUACCUCAACCUGCUGCAGAACUUGGCGCCGGACAACACGGUCAGCCUACUCCUGGCUCUCCUCACUGAACAGAAGCUGCUGAUCCACUCGCUGCGGCCUGCAGUCCUCACCAGUGUCUGCGAAGCCCUGGUCUCGAUGAUCUUCCCAUUCCACUGGCAAUGCCCCUACAUCCCCCUGUGCCCACUGAACCUGGCGGAUGUGCUCAGUGCCCCCGUCCCCUUCAUCGUGGGCGUCCACUCCAGCUACUUCGAGCUGUAUGAGCUGCCCCAGGACGUGGUCUGCGUUGAUCUGGACACCAACACCAUCUCGCAGAACGAAGACAGGAAGAAUUUGUCGGUGAAGUCUCUGCCCCGCAAACCCUACAAGGUCCUGCUCAGCUCCCUGCACCACCUGUACCAGCAGCUGGACCAACUGUACAACAAGCCGGCGGAGGAGGCGACGCUGGAGUACCUGCUGACGGACUACGACCUGAUCUAUGGCCGCAGGAAGCAGCUGGAGCUGGAGAUUCAGGAGGCGUUCCUCCGCUUCAUGGCCUGUAGCCUCAAGGGAUACCGGUCCUACCUGACGCCCAUCACUCAGGCCCCCUCGGAGACCACCACCGACUCCAACUCCCUCUUCAACCUGCAGGGGUUCCUCAAGAGCCGGGAUCGGGCCAGCCUGAAGUUCUACACACUGCUGACCAAGACGCAGCUCUUCAGCCAGUUCAUCGAGGAGUGCUCCUUUGUCAGCGACAGGCACUCCAGCCUCGAGUUCUUCGACGGAUGCGUGGAGAAGGUGGACGUGGAGAAGAUGGACGCCGUCCGCCUCAUCGAGCUGGACGAGUCUCAGCGGAGCGAGCACACGGUCUUCAUCAUGCCCCCUGAGGUCCUGCAGAAUCCCGAUGGCAAGGAUACGCCCCAGUUGUACAGCUACGAUGGGUUUCCCCUGCUCAAGCCCGAGCUGUUCGACGACCCCCGGGAGCUGCCGAAGAGCCAGCACUGCCUCAGCCAGCCCCGGAGCAGUGCGCCCAGCAGUCCUGCCCCCCGGCGAACAAAACAGGAGAUUAAGCUGGCACAGAAGGUGGCGCAGAAGUACUCCGUGAUGCCCGAGAUGUGGUCCAAGUGUCUCCUGGGCCAGUGCUACGCCCUGUGGUUCAUCUACCUCCCCACCCAGGUGCGAGCCAGCCAGCUGAAAGUCCGAGCCCUGCACACCGCCUACGACGUUCUGAAGAAGAUGGAGACUCGGAAGGUGGUUCUGCCUGACGAGGUGUGCCACCGGAUCCUGAUGCAGCUGUGCGGGCAGUACGGCGAGCCGGUGCUGGCCGUCCGCGUGCUGCACGAGAUGAAGAAGGCUGGCAUCAUCCCCAACGCCGUCACCUACGGAUACUACAACAAGGCCGUACUGGAAAGUAAGUGGCCGUCCCGCAGUCAGGGGGGACGCCUGAGGUGGACGAAGCUCCGCAAUGUCAUCAUGGCAACGGCACAGUUCCGCCGGCCCCUCCGGGAGCGCCAAGGGCAACUGGGGUCUCGGACCCCCCUGGACCAAUCCCAGGAGGAGGAGGCUCCGAAGGCAGGGCCCCGGGCUGCUCUGCAGCGACACACCACCUGGGCAGGUAGCAGCGGCAGCCUGGAGGCCUGGGACGUGUGCAGACCCUCACUGGUCAAGAGCAGGAGCACCAGCUGCACCCGGGCCAAGAGCGGCCCCCUGCCCCCGGGCCGGACCCCCUCCCUCUCCUCCCCCCGCUGGGCCGGACGCCUGGUGGGCAGGAUCAGCCGUUCCGCGUCUCGGGACCGUCUGCCCAACGGGCCAUCCCGACCCAGGCACCCCAGCCCCAGCUCCCGCCCCCCGUCCCAGACUGAGGUCCCAUCUCCUGAGGGUCCGGGGCAGCGGCGGGACGUCCGGUACAGCCGACGGGGGGCCAGGGAGCUGGACGAGAACUCCAACAACGUCCGGCUCACCACCCGCAGCCUGUCCCGGAAAAUCCACAGCCUGCUGACCUCCUCGUCCAACCGGAGACCGGUGCACGGCGGGGCUGGCGGUCGCAGCCGUGGCUCCUCCCUGGCAGAGCUGACCGCCUCCACGGAGAGGCUGGGGCUGCAGUCGGCCAGGGACACGGACAGUGAGGACUGGGUGUCGGGGACGGACCGUGAAUCCACCGACUUCGACUCGUCCAGCUCUGACCUGCGGGAGACGCCGGACUCCCGAUCCCGGACGUCCUCCACCAGCCUGCAGACGGCCAGCAUUGAGGUGCUGCUGUCGAGCUGCUCGCCCUGCACGAGCUGCAGUUCACUGGUGUACGACGAGGAGAUCAUGGCCGGCUGGACAGCAGACGACUCCAACCUCAACACCAGCUGCCCCUUCUGUUCCUGCUCCUUCGUACCUCUCCUCAACGUCGAGAUCUACGAGCCUCAGCUCCAGCUGCCGAGCUCGCGAGAAGGCUCAGUGAGCACCGCCAACAUCCAGCCGUCCUUGACCGACCACCCCGGAGGCAGCGCACAGUCGCCGGUCCUCAGUGACCGCGGCCAGAUCCUGACGGAGGAUGAGCCCACGGCGGAUGGUGCUGGCCGAUGGAGCAGCACGCUGAGCUGGUUGGGGUCCAGGCGCGGGGAGCUGAACGCAGAGAGGGUGACGGUGGCCUACGUCAGCCCGCUGGUCCUACGCAAGGAGGUGGAGAGCCUGAUGGAGAACGAGGGCGACUCGGUGCUGUCGCAGGUCGAGCUUGUCGACAACCACCCCAUCAUCUUCUGGAACCUGGUCUGGUACUUCCAGCGGCUCGAGCUGCCUCACAACCUGCUGCAGCUGGUGGUGGGCUCGCACCACGUCCGCGCCCCGCCGCAGGAGCCGCCGGUCUGGGUGUGUGGUAACGUGAUGCUUCGAGUCCGCAUCCUGUGGGACGUGCUGACCAUGGACCCCGAGCACUGCCCCCCGCUCUACAUCCUGUGGAGGAUGUACAGUCAGAUCCCACAGCACCGGUGGAGGACAGUCCAGCAACCCGUCACCCUGAGCUACCUGGAGGAGGUGGUCAGUCACGUGGGGCUGAACAAGGUGCACAAGGCCAUCAGCCUGCUCCGGGACACACCGGGCCGGCAGGCAGCAGGGUCUCCACAGCAGAGGAGUCUGUACAGAGAGAUCCUCUUCCUGACCAUGGCUGCACUCGGCAAGGACAACAUGAGUAUCGGCACUUUCGACAAGAGGUACCAGGCUGCCUGUGCGCAUCUGUCCACUUCCCUGAGCCAGGAACAGCUCAGGCAGGAGCGCAUCCUGCCUCCGAGCACCAAGGCCAUCGACUGCCGGAAAACCUUCGGAGCCCUUCUGGAAUGUUGAAACAGUGACCUCAGGAAAACGCUGCAUCCAGGAGGCAGGAGCUGGUGUGUCGAAGACACCCCACCUGCCUGGGGUGUGUACAUAAUAUAUAUAUAUUUAUACAUUAUAUUUUCUUGUGAGCCUAAUCGGAAUUGCACUGUGGGUGUGGCAAGUACGUGGCACCCUGUAAAUAUCAAAGUAUUUAACUCUGCAAUGUGAUGUUGUGCGGGGUGCAGGGCAGGGCAGAGAGAGUUGAUUAAUGGACAACAGGAAGCUUGGAGGAAUUAUUUUUUUGAUCUAGUCUGUGAAGCUGUGCGUGUGAACCUGUGUGUGUGUGUGUGAGCAUGCACAACUGUCUGUGUGUGAGUGUGCAUGUGGAUGCCUGUGUAUGUGUGUACACACAUUUGUGUCAGUGUUUUAAUUGUGAGCAUUUCCAUAACAAGCUAUAUGCACUCUGCGCGCGUGUGUGCGUUUGUGUGUGUAAACGCACGUCUGCGUGUGUGCGUGUCAGUGUUUCAGGCUGCGUCUGCCCCCCUGUUGCCCGCGCCGUCUCGUCUGCCCCUUGGGCCAGUGAUGUUGACGCCGCAGGCUGGGCUGCCCUCCCAGAGCGAUCAGCGAGCUCGCCGGGGACCGCCGAUCGCUCGGCGCACCCAGGCAUGAACACGGGGGAGCGGAACCUCCCCGCGUGCCCCUGCGGCUGGGGAAUGGGCGUCGGUGACAUCGGUCUCCACCCCACCCCCAACCCGCCCAUCAAAUCCCGUCCAUUGCAGAAAUCAAUACCGGCCUCGGGACGUCAGGGAGGGAGAGGCAGUUCUACCCCUUCUCACACCACCCCCCACUCCCUCCCCACGCCCCCCCAGUGUUCCCUCUGAUCGGCCUGGCUCCCACUGACAAGGUGGGCAGUGUGAGUGCGAGAGACCGGGCUGCAUGAAGAGGCACCUGUUCCAGCCCUCCCCAGACCCCUGCUGUGCAGCUGGACAGGACCCAUCGCCAACAGAGCCCCCUCCUCUGAUGGCCUCCCCCUCCUCCCCCCAGCUCCUUUGAAAGCCCCGUUUAUUUAUUGUGUAAAUAAUCUCCAGAGCUGACACUGCUGCUGGGAGCCAAGUCCCCGCGUCCCGGCUCCUCGGUGACUGGGGGAAAGAGGGGUAACAGAGCGAGCGCCCGCGGGGUCCAAAGCUCCACCUGCUUCCCCUCUCCUGGCUUAAACCCCCCACCGAGGCAGCCUCCGUCUGACGUCACUGAAAGGCGCCCCUUCCCCUCCGCGUGUGGGUGUUGGAGGUGAUUUUGAGGCUGGCCACUCUCCUCUCCCAGUCCUGUUCCCCACCCCCUCGCCAAACCCCAGGUUCCCAUCGUCUAGUCCCAGCCAAUACGCCUCCCCUGUCAUCCCCCCAUGCCGACCCCCCCCCUGCCCUCCCUCCUCACCUUCCCUCCCUCCUCACCUUCCCUCUGCUCCCACCCCAACCUCAAUUUUCCCCCUAACCUGUUCCCCGCCGCGAUGCACCUACCCCCCCGCUCGCAACCCAGCACUUCGUGGGUAUAAGCCGUCCCGUACAGCCCCUCUCCCCUCGCCCACCUCUUGAAUCUUCAACCCUCCCAGCCCUUAGCCUGCCACCCCUCCUGGCAUCCUUGAGAUGAAAGAGAGGGGAAUGGAUUUAUUGAUCCCCCUCUCCCCCCCCCCUCCCCCCAGCGGGAUUGGCACUGGGGGGGCAAACCCAGCAGUGGGAGUGGCACUUGUUCGGUUGGCACAGUACGAUUGGGAGGGGCUGAGACUCGGGCACCUGCUGGUUUGCACUGUUCGUUGUUCCUUUUGUUCGUAUUUACCUGUGAAGCUGCUGAACGAUCGGAUUUACUGUAUAAAGCCAUCUGCUGAUCAAUAAACUAAGACCUUCGUGGCCAA